GAACAGAUUGAAACACUGCAGCUCAAACAGACUAUAUGCAGCAUUGUAGACAUGGAGCCAGGAUCAGCGGUCAGUGCUGUGCGGAGCCAGAGGGUUUUGUGUGGAGAGGAAAUUCUACCUGCCGUUAUUGUAAUAAAAGAAGGCAAGAUUCACAGCGUUCUGCCUGAUUCAGAAGCGUCAGCACACUUGGUUAGAAAGGUACUGGAUGUGGGCGACAGUCUGGUAAUGCCAGGUAUAGUAGACUGUCAUGUUCAUGUGAAUGAACCAGGUCGCACUGACUGGGAAGGGUACUGGACCGCCACACGAGCAGCUGCUGCUGGAGGCAUCACCACCAUUGCAGACAUGCCACUAAACACAAUCCCACCUACUACCACUCUUAAAAACUUUAAUGAGAAGCUGUGUGCUGCUACAGGGCAGUGCUUUGUAGACACUGCGUUUUGGGGAGGAGUCAUACCUGGCAACCAGCUGGAGUUGAAACCGAUGCUCCAGGCUGGUGUCGCUGGAUUUAAGUGCUUUCUGAUUCACAGUGGAGUAGAGGAGUUUCCUCAUGUAACUGAUGCUGAUCUGCACGAAGCUAUGAAACAGCUCCAGGGCACAAACAGCGUUCUGCUGUUUCAUGCAGAACAAGAACUCCCGCAUCCAGUUGCUGAGAAAAGAGAUCCACAAGAAUAUUCCACCUUCCUGAAGUCCAGACCUGACAUUAUGGAGCUUGAGGCCAUCCAUAACGUCAUUGAGUUCUGCUUACAGUAUCAAGUGCGAUGCCACAUUGUGCACCUGUCAUCUGCUGAGCCUCUGGAGCUCAUUAGAGCAGCGAAACAAGCUGGAGCUCCGCUGACAGUGGAGACCACCCACCACUACCUUAACCUGUCUGCAGAGAACAUCCCAGGACGGGCCACUCAAUUCAAAUGCUGCCCCCCGAUACGGAGCACGGCCAACAAGGAGCUGUUGUGGUCUGCACUUAAAGCUGGUGACAUCGAUAUGGUUGUGUCAGAUCAUUCACCAUGCACACCUGACCUGAAGUGUUUGGACAAUGGCGAUUUCACACAAGCGUGGGGCGGGAUCUCUUCCCUGCAAUUUGGUCUAUCUUUGUUCUGGACUUCCGCUUCCAAAAGAGGAUUUUCAUUCUCUGAUGCAGCAAGACUCUUGUGUGAAGAGCCUGCUCGACUCUGUCGCCUUGACAACCAAAAAGGGAGUCUCAUUCCAGGUCACGAUGCAGACUUAGUCAUUUGGGAUCCAGAAAAAGAGUUCACGGUGAACGAAGACAACAUACACCACAAAAACAAAUUGACUCCUUACCUUGGCCGUGUUCUGCGCGGAAUGGUGAGGUUCACUAUAGUGCGAGGCCAGGUGGUCUACAGUCAUGGAUCUUUCAGUUCUCAGCCAUUGGGGAAGCAUCUCCUAAUCCAGGACAAGGCCACAACCUCUGUGUAAACAAAAGCAUUAAAGUAUUAUGCAUAUCUUGUACUGCCUGUUAAUAUCAGUAAGUGCAGUAAAUGCUUUUAUGUGUAACUUUUA
This is a messenger RNA of Danio aesculapii, 1515 nucleotides long. RefSeq names its product Allantoinase, mitochondrial. The transcript is spliced from 11 exons. The record is from RefSeq and is a predicted model, not a curated record. Gene Ontology annotation, biological process: allantoin catabolic process; purine nucleobase catabolic process. The coding region runs from base 52 to 1431 and encodes 459 amino acids. Lineage: Eukaryota; Metazoa; Chordata; Actinopteri; Cypriniformes; Danionidae. Gene Ontology annotation, molecular function: allantoinase activity; zinc ion binding; cobalt ion binding. Gene Ontology annotation, cellular component: cytoplasm.